Molecule: messenger RNA, 1696 nt
Organism: Oryzias melastigma (Indian medaka)
Lineage: Eukaryota; Metazoa; Chordata; Actinopteri; Beloniformes; Adrianichthyidae
Product: zgc:172076
Exons: 9
Coding region: 356-1537 (393 amino acids)
Biological process (GO): phosphocreatine biosynthetic process
Molecular function (GO): creatine kinase activity
Source: RefSeq, a predicted model, not a curated record
CAGGUGCAGAAGUUUGAAAUUUGAUGCGACAUUCAGGUUUUUUUAAGUGUAUAUUGUUCAUUUUUUUAACAUUGUAUCAACAGUUUUCAGGGAUUUCUCAUUUUAACACACAGUAAAUUCGACAUUCGGGUGUCAAAAACAGGAAUGGGAUUUCUGACCAGCUGUGUAUUUUUGGCGUCAACGUACAGACGAUGGCGUACAGUCGGAGGCGGAGCCAAACCCAGCAGUUUUAUGCUAUAAAAAGCCUGACAUUGUUUGGGCUGUAACCGGACCCCUGCAGGCUGCUGCAGGAAUCACUCAGGACUAUUCUUAGACCUUUUGUUGCCCCGUCUGCAGACCGGAUCAAGCUGACGACAUGUGGAAGGUCAAACCUCCUGUUGCGUUUCCCAUGGAGACGAGGUACCGGCCCAUCUUGGAGAACUUGGUUCCUCCCGACCCCAUGUCCCGAUUCCACCUGAGGAGGGGCUCCCCAGAGGAAGAGUUUCCCUACCUGUGCAGGAACUUCACCUGCAUGGGACAGAUCCUCACGCCCGCCAUGUACCGCCGACAGUUCAACCGCUGCACCCACAGCGGAGUCAUGUUUGAUGAUGUCAUCCGUCCCGGCAUCGAGGAACCAGGGGAGUGGUCCGGCCCCGUGACCGUUGGGUGUCUGGCCGGCGACGCCCAGUCCUACAUCCUGUUCUGUGACUUCUUUGAUCGAGUCAUUGAGGCGUAUCAUGGGCAUAAAGUCACCAGCAAGACUCCAGAGAACGACUUCAACUAUGACAACUUGAAGGGAGGUGAUGAUCUAGACAGAUCCUACGCGCUCCACUGUGAGGUCAGCGUCAUACGAGCGAUUGAAGACUUCAGCUUCCCCACACACUGCAGCCGGGGAGAGCGCAGACACCUCCUCUCGCUGGCAAGGAGAGCUCUGCAGAAACUGGAGCCUGAACUUCCAGGAGAACUCUGGUUACUGGAGGAUCUGAACCAGCAGCAGCAGGUGGAGAUGAAGGUGACCUCUCCGACCUCCUUGCAGCUCCGCUGUGGCGUGGCGCGGGACUGGCCCGACGCCAGGGCGGUCUGGCUGAGUGAAGACGGCACUUUGGUGAUCUGGGUCAACGUGGACGAUCAUCUCAGACUGGUGUCGCCUCGGGACGACGCCAACGUGGCGGAGGCUUUCAAAAGCAUUUCCAUUAACCUGCAGAAGCUGGAGGAGAGCUACAGAGCGCUGAAGCAUCCGUUCAUCUGGAAGCAGCAGCUGGGAUGGGUCACCAGCUCCCCGGCGGACGUAGGAACCGGUCUGAAGGUCAGCAUCCAUCUAAAGCUGCAGCUUCUGCCCAAACACAAACGUCUCCCCGACGUCCUGAAGAGACUGAAGAUCUCCAUGGAGAAAACAGAAUCCCCAGAGGUUUACAGAGUGACAAACUCCAGGACCUUCGGGCAGACUGAGGUGGAGCUGACCCAGCUGGUGGUGGACGGGGUCAAGCUGCUCAUCGCCAUGGAGAAGCGGCUGCAGGCCUGCGCAGACAUCCACGAGCUCCUGCCCUCACACAAGUAGAUCUGGAGGAGAAAUGAGCCACUCUGGAAGAAGGACGGACAUUUGGAAAUAGAGUUCUUCAUUCUUUUUGUUGUUAGAGAAUCAAACGGAUAAUCAACUCCACUGAUAUACAUUUUGAUUAGAAAUGUUACAAAUAAAAACCACAAUAGUGACAGUCUG